AUGCCGAUGUUAAGGCAUUACCACUAUUAUCUCUUCUUGCUUCUAUCAAUUGUUGUUUUUGUUGUUGAUGCUUCAAACGAUGAAGCUGUUGUUUUGCUUUCAUGGCUUCAUUCGCCAUCACCAAUUUCACCACAUUCUUCUUUUUCAAACUGGAACCCAUCUGAUGAAAACCCUUGUGAUUGGUCUUACAUCACUUGUUCUUCACAAAAACAUGUUACCCAAAUCAAUAUCCAGUCUAUCGAAUUAGCUCUUCCUUUUCCUUCCAAUCUUUCAUCGUUUAGAUUUCUUGAAACUCUUGUAAUUUCAGGUGCUAAUUUGACUGGAAAGAUCCCAGAUGAGAUUGGAGAAUGUAAUGCACUCCAGGUGUUUGAUGUAAGUUCUAACAGCCUUAUUGGGAGUAUUCCAACUUCAAUCGGUAAGCUUUUGAACCUUCAAGAUUUAACAUUGAACUCCAAUCAACUUACUGGAACAAUCCCACAACAAAUUGGUAAUUGUUCAAGCUUGAAGAAUCUUGUUUUGUUUGAUAAUUACUUAACUGGAGAGCUUCCAGUUGAGCUAGGAAAUCUUCAGAUGUUAGAAGUUAUUAGAGCUGGAGGAAACAAAGAGAUUUCUGGAAUGAUUCCUAGUACAUUGGGUAACUGUCAAAAUCUCGAAAUUCUGGGUCUUGCUGCCACCAAGAUUUCGGGUUCGAUUCCUAGAUCUUUAGGUAGUCUAACCAAGCUUCGAACCUUUUCGGUUUACACGACACAGCUUUCAGGAAUCAUCCCACAAGAACUCGGCAACUGUUCUGAGCUUGUUGAUUUAUAUCUAUACGAAAAUGGUCUUUCUGGCUCACUUCCAUCUGAAUUCGGGAAUCUUCACAAGUUAGAAAAGAUGUUAUUAUGGCAAAACAAUCUUUUCGGACCGAUACCUCCAGAAAUCGGGAACUGUAGAAGUUUGAAAACCAUUGAUCUAUCUUUGAACUUCUUUUCUGGUGGCAUUCCUUGGUCACUUGGCAAUCUGGUCAAUCUAGAAGAGUUGAUGCUGAGUAACAACAAUCUUUCAGGCUCGAUUCCACCCGUUCUUGCAAACUGUACCCAUCUCAUACAGCUGCAGCUCGAUAGAAAUGGUUUAAUGGGUUCGAUCCCACUGGAGUUAGGGAUGUUAUCUGAGUUAUCAGUGUUCUUCGCUUGGCAGAACAAACUCGAAGGAAUUAUACCUUCAACAAUGGCAGGUUUGGUGAGCCUUCAGUCUCUAGAUUUGUCUCAUAACUUUCUUUCUGGUAGCUUACCGUCUGGUUUAUUUGAUCUGAAGAAUCUAACGAAGCUUUUAUUGAUCUCAAACGAUAUUUCUGGCUCAAUCCCGUCUUCCAUAGGGAAUUGCAGCUCACUAAUUAGACUUAGGCUAGUAAACAACAAGAUCAGCGGGCAGAUUCCAAAAGAAAUCGGGUUUCUUGAGAAUAUUGAUUUUCUUGAUGUUUCUGAUAACGAUCUCACCGGGGAAAUCCCGGAUGAAAUUGGAAACUGCACACGUCUUCAAAUGCUGAAUCUUAGUAAUAACACCCUUUCUGGCACUUUACCUAGCUCACUAGCUUCAUUAACCAACCUUCAAGCAUUAGAUAUUUCCAACAAUCGGUUUGUCGGUCAGAUUCCCGAGAGUUUUGGGCAGUUGGCUUUCAUCAAUAGACUUGUAAUCAAUAGAAAUUUCUUUUCUGGAUCGAUCCCGACAACUCUUGGUCGAUGUUCCAAUCUCCAGUUUCUCGAUCUUGGCGGUAACAGGUUAUCUGGUAACAUUCCGGUGGAGCUUUUCAGUUUGGUUUCGUUAGAUAUCGCAUUAAAUUUGAGUUGGAAUUUCUUAAAUGGAACAAUUCCAUCGGAAAUAUCGUCUUUAAACAAGCUUUCUGCUCUAGAUCUUUCGCACAAUAUGCUUGAAGGAGACUUGAUGGCUCUUUCUGGGCUCGUGAAUCUUGUCUCCUUGAAUGUUUCUUACAACAAUUUUACGGGUUUUCUCCCCAACACCAAGCUUUUCCAUUUGUUAUCGGCCCAAGAAUUUGAUGGAAAUGAAGGGUUGUGCCCUUUGGGACAUAAAUCUUGUUUCAUUGGCCAAAGCGGUGGAACCGGAAUUGCUGACAAAAGGGGUAUUCGGCAGUCGAAGAAACUCAAAGUUGCUAUCGCUUUAUUAGCUAUUGCAGCUGUGGCAUUGGUCGUUCUUGGGGUGAUAGCCGUUUAUCGAGUUCCGAAAUCGAAGUCCCAAGAUACCGAUUCUGAAACGGGUGGUUGGAGUUCAUCAAACUGGAAAUUUACGCCAUUUCAGAAGCUUAGUUUUACAAUCGAUCAAAUCUUGAGAUGUUUAGUUGAGACCAAUGUGAUCGGAAAGGGCUGUUCGGGUGUCGUUUAUCGUGCAAAUCUUGACCAUGGUGAAGUGAUUGCUGUCAAGAAACUGUGGCCGACGACAACGGCAACAGCUUACUGUCGAAAUGAUCAUCAUGCAGCCUCGAGUGUGGUUCGCGAUUCUUUUUCGACCGAGGUCAAAACCCUCGGCUUGAUUCGUCACAAGAACAUAGUCCGGUUCUUGGGUUGUUGCUGGAAUCGAAACACGAGGCUGCUUAUGUAUGAUUACAUGCCGAAUGGGAGUUUGGGCGCUGUUCUUCAUGAAAACAGUGGCUGCUGCUUGGAAUGGAACUUACGGUAUCAGAUAAUCUUGGGUUCGGCUCAAGGAUUGGCUUAUUUACACCACGAUUGUGUUCCUCCGAUCGUUCAUAGGGAUAUUAAGGCGAACAACAUCCUCAUUGGCCUAGAUUUCGAACCUUAUAUAGCAGAUUUCGGCCUCGCAAAACUCGUUGACGAUAGAGAUUUUGCUCGAUCUUCAAGCACCGUCGCGGGUUCUUUUGGUUACAUCGCUCCAGAGAUUGGGUACAUGAUGAAAGUAACGGAAAAGAGCGACGUAUACAGCUUUGGUGUCGUGAUGCUCGAAGUCUUGACCGGGAAGCAGCCGAUCGACCCGACCAUCGAAGACGGGCUGCACAUCGUGGACUGGGUUCGACAGAAACGAGGUGCGGUCGAAGUGCUGGACUCGUGCCUACGGGCUCGGCCCGACCCCGAGCUUGAGGAGAUGAUGCAAACGCUCGGUGUGGCUUUGCUCUGUGUUGCCCCGUCCCCGGACGAUCGACCGUCCAUGAAAGACGUGGAAGCAAUGUUGACGGAAAUUAGGCACGAUCGUGAGGAGGGUUCGAAAGCCGAGACCACGAUGAUUCUUAAAGGAGAAGAAAACCGAAAGGCGUGUGAAGGCCCGUCCACGGAUGCAAUGAAGUGCUUGUACAUUGAAAGCAAUAACUCGAGCUUUGAUGCUUCAUCGCUGUUGUACUCGUCUUCGGCGAAUGCCGAAAAAGAUGGAGUUUAGGUUUAGAGGUUUUAGAGAUUGAUUGUAGAUCUGUUGAAUUAGAGAGUUUCUCUAGCUUCUAGUUCAGUU
This is a messenger RNA of Cynara cardunculus var. scolymus (artichoke), 3447 nucleotides long. Its product is annotated as LRR receptor-like serine/threonine-protein kinase RCH1. The coding region runs from base 1 to 3378 and encodes 1125 amino acids. The transcript has 2 exons. Gene Ontology annotation, biological process: protein phosphorylation. NCBI's taxonomy places the organism in Eukaryota, Viridiplantae, Streptophyta, Magnoliopsida, Asterales, Asteraceae. Gene Ontology annotation, molecular function: protein kinase activity; protein binding; ATP binding. The record is from RefSeq and is a predicted model, not a curated record.